UGGCAGUGCAAUCGCUGCAACUUCAUUGCGCGCAUGAUGCAGCGUUUGCGUUCGAGGAGCGCUCUUGCUUUCGGAUAAAUUGUGCUGUCGCUGUCACAUUAGCAACGUUCAUGUCUCUUGAAGAUCCUGAUGCUGAAUAAUGUCUGAAGAAAAAUCUUCCAGCGAUGUCACAAGCUCGUUCUUUGACGAGAGCGAAGCAGAUACAAGCUUCCUCGGUAUUGUCCUCAACUUCAUCUCAACAAAUGGAUGGUUCAUCACAUUUGGACUCAUCGGCUUGUACAUGCUGUACAGGAAACUUGGCUCAUAUCUACCAACAAUGAGGAGCAGAGUCUCACCACCUACACCACAGAACUAUGGACCUUCAGACGCAGAUGAAUUUGUGCGGCGGCAAGAAGCUCUGGAGCGGGCACGUCGCAAGAUGCAAGAAGUCCAGGAUGCAUUAGCUGAAAAGCAGAAAGAAAAAAUGGCACAGCUUGAAGAGCAGAAACGACAAGAGAAAAUCAACAACUGGGAGCAGUUCCAGAAGGGACGUGGCCUGGGCUCGAAACUGCGAGCCACAUCUACAAACGAGAGCUCUGCUGAGUGUAGUGGGCUCUCACGGAGGCCGAAGAGUAGUCAAGACAGCAGUGACCGCCUUCGUGGCUCUGAUUACAACCCACUCAUGGGUACCUCGGGAGGCUCCUCAUAUAGGCCAGAGAGGAGAUGCGUGAGCCAGGGCGGCGGAUGAGGUUAAAGCAUGGGGUUCAGCUUUUUAUUGAUGCAGCUGUGUUGUUGCUUUUCUUGUUCGUAAUGUGUGGCAGGCCACUGUGCAGUUAAGAAAGCAGUGCAUUCUUAUAUAAUCUUUGAGCAGCUCUCCUAGCCGUAGCAAAACUGCUAUGUCAACCACCAAUUGUUUUUAGAAGAUGAGAGCAGGGAAAAGAAGUGAAAUUGUCUUGCAUUCAAAAUUUAGGUUCUCAAGAACUUGCAGAUGCGCUCUGAAUGUUUGUGCACAUAGUAGAAGCUUGAAGAAAUUUUAAUGGUUCUCAUUUUGCAGUGACUUCUAAAGUGAAAAAUGCAAGCUUGUUGGUUUUACACUUUGAAUAGCUAAAUUGGGCUAACGUGUGCCAGUUUUCUGCAAAUUCAACCUGAUAUUUCAGAAUUACUUCAACUGUGAUGGCACAACUGAUUGAGUGAGGGUGCUCCUUUUACCUGGCUGCUGGCACAUCUACACGAAAGUGUAUGACAUAUUCUUAAGGGAUUGCAGUUUUAUGAGUGGACAUUAUAAGGUUUGUUGGGUUGCAGCAAAUUCUUGAAGCACGUGUAAGUUGCCAUCAAGGUGCCAAUUCUCAAAGGCUUUCGACUGCGAAAGAAUGUUUUACAGGCUCACAGCAUCGAAGCACUACCCAACAACCUGUUAAACCCUCCAUAAUUUUUACUAUUUACAACUGUGCUGUCCCUCUUGCUCCGUGCUGUCAGUUGUGGUGUACUUACAAGUGAACUCGAGUGCUUUUCCCUGGAAUGGGCGCAUGUGCAAUAGCCUUGUCAUUUCAUCUGAGAAAUGCUUCACCACUGCUGCAGAAGUAUGAACUCCCCUGCUUUCUGCCACUUGAGUUUACCUCACUGCGUGCUUGUUGUAUUAGUUCUUUGAGACCGAAGGUAGCAUGGGACAGACACAAGCACACAGACUCAUGAAGUCGUUACUGGAACUGGUUCACAGCCAACGGUAUUGACGGAACGAGGCAUCUCAAUCUGGUACCUGCUUUUCGGAGACACAAUGUUAAUAAACCUACAUCUCCAUGUUCA
Messenger RNA from Dermacentor andersoni, 1782 nucleotides. RefSeq names its product selenoprotein S-like. Gene Ontology annotation, cellular component: endoplasmic reticulum membrane; Derlin-1-VIMP complex; Derlin-1 retrotranslocation complex. Lineage: Eukaryota; Metazoa; Arthropoda; Arachnida; Ixodida; Ixodidae. Gene Ontology annotation, biological process: endoplasmic reticulum unfolded protein response; retrograde protein transport, ER to cytosol. The record is from RefSeq and is a predicted model, not a curated record.